Molecule: messenger RNA, 216 nt
Organism: Gongylonema pulchrum
Lineage: Eukaryota; Metazoa; Nematoda; Chromadorea; Rhabditida; Gongylonematidae
Source: the annotation of a GenBank genome assembly
GAUAUUCCGGGCAAAUGUUCAAAUUUUAAUUAUGCUGCACGAACAACACUGAGGUAUUUGCGUGCCGAUCCAACACAUGGACUGGAUCGGGAAGACACGGAGAUUUUUGUUACUACAGGUGACUGCGACAACGUUUUCGGAGAGCGAUACUUUGAUGCACUGGAAGAGGAUUACUGGAAGAUCGAAGAAGAGGUAAUUAUACGAAACUGUCGUUAG